This is a messenger RNA of Globicephala melas (long-finned pilot whale), 2302 nucleotides long. It is a transcript of the gene CCDC81, whose product is annotated as coiled-coil domain containing 81. Gene Ontology annotation, cellular component: centrosome. The record is from RefSeq and is a predicted model, not a curated record. NCBI's taxonomy places the organism in Eukaryota, Metazoa, Chordata, Mammalia, Artiodactyla, Delphinidae.
UACUGCAGAAACCACGGAGAAAUCUCACAACGUUUAGUGACAGAGCCACACACAGAAGAAUACAUACUGUAUGAUUCCAAAAGUUCAAACACAGACACAUCCAAAUUUCCCAGGAGAGUGGGAAAAUCACGUUUGUGUAAACUCCAUAUAAAGAAGGAAGAAAAGAGACACUCUGAAGACCCAGCCGACUGGGGACUGGAGAUUUUGGACACCAUCGUCCCUUCCCUGCAGGACCUAGGCAGGCACAUGAUGCACACGCUGCCCUCGCUGAGCAAGGAGGAAGUCUCUACCAUUUGGGGGAAUGUGUCAGAAUUUGUGGAACGGCAGCUAUCCCUACACAAGGGAGUUCAGAUUCCAGGACUUGGAACUUUCACUUUCACGAGACAAAAACUGGAGGUGGGAAACAACAAGUUUAUUCUAAUUCAGAGGCCCAUAUUUAUCAUGGUGGAGAAGUUAGUACAGACCCAUGGACUCAGACAAAACAAAGUAUAUACUCCUGGUGAUAUCCCAGUUGUUCCACUUAAUUUUGUCAUGAUAUCCCUAGAGGGUCCAUUUAACAGAGAUACGGUGGAAAGAUGUGUGAAGGAGACGUCGCUUUUUUUAUCACGAUCCAUUUCCACCAAACAAAACGUGGAGUUUACAUUCAAAGGAAUUGGGGUCCUUGUGAUCAGAGGUGGCAAUGUGAAGAUGAGAUUUUAUAAGAACUUCCUUUUUACAAUGGAUGGAAGUGGGGCUUUGGCGAAAGCCCUAGCAAAUAGACCUGACACUGUGGACUCAGUGUUGUCUAGCAGAGAAUCCUUGGGGAAGCGGCCCGACAGCAUGCUUUCAUUUCCAAGGAUUGAGCUCAAGGAGAUGGAGAACAAACUGCCUAUGGAGACCACUGCAGAAGAAGGUGGACAGAAUGGACAAAGGAAGAGCAAGUUAAAAGACCAGUCAGACAAAGAAGAAGGCGUCCGAGAGAUCUUAUCACCCAAGGUAAUUCAAGAUAGACAAGCUAUCUCCCCCACCAAAGCAACAAAUGUCAGUUUCCCGUACAAACUGGAGCAGAAUGGGAGUGGUGGGAAGAAUAUGAACAUUGAAAGAUUACGAUCUCUGGGUGGUCUGAAAAAUGACAAUGAAAUGAAGCCUAAAAUUUCUCCAGCCACUUCUUGCCAGUAUCAUAAUAGGACAGGACAGGAAAUGUGUUAUGUAUGCUUGCAACGAGCACAGCGGAAUUCCCCAUUGUACUACGGUGAGGAGAGGAAAAGGAGAGAGAUGGAAGAUGAGCUACUCCUACAGCAGUAUCAGAUGCUGAAAGAUCAAGAGUCUGUCUUCAAAGAGCAGAUGCAAAGUCUGGCUAGUAGAGAACAGAAUCAAAAAAAUGCUGCUUAUAAUCUUGGAGUUGCUGAAGCUGUAAGAAUCCACAAGAAUGAGAAACCUGAAUUUCAUAAAUCCUUCUUGUUUGAUAAACGGCCACUCAGUCCUGAGAUUAAUGCUCUUAAGCAAGAGGAAUAUUCCCAAAGUCUCCUGAAACAAAUGUGUCACAGACGGGAAAAGGACAUAAAGCAAAGACAAAACAGAGAGAUGAUGGACCGCCUGGAACAAGUGCAGCUGACAGAGGACAUGAAAGGAAUGGGGCUCCUAAGGUUGGUGCACGCCCUUCCCAGUAUUAUGAAUGGAAUCUCAGACUCUUCUGUUCUCUCUAGGCACUUGGCAGACAGAAAUGCUGAGCUUGAGCGAGUGAGCAGAAUCUACCAAGACUUACAGGAUGACUGGGAAAGGAGUGCUGUCUUGAAGAAGCAGCGGGACCUGGAGGAGAAGGCUUUCCAGCGGGCCCCCAGCAAGCUCUUCCUCCUGGACCAGUGUGAGAAGUAUCGGCGGUGCAAGCAGUGCCAGAGGCGACCCUCCAACGUGGGCAAGAGCAACGUGUGGCCCCUGAAUAAGUACAUGCAGGGCUCCCUGCUGUUUGUAUAAAACCCAACGUCUGGGCCUGCCUUUCCUAGGGAAAGUUUUUCUUUUUUAAACGUGCAGGGGUGAUGGUGAAACUACAUAUUUGUACUUCAGAGGAGAAAAAAUUAUUGUGCCAUUUGGGUGCUUUCAGGGGUAGAGGGAAUUCCUACAGACAGGUUCUCCCCACCUGUCCUCCUCCCAUCCCGCCCCAGACAACCCUGCCGCAGUCAGGCCUGAGAGGCGCGCCCAGCUUCAUUCUGGCUGAGGGGGUGUUGCUGACCCAGCCCUGCCACUCCCUCUGUGACUUUGUCUAAGAAACUUCAUCUUUUCCUCAUCUAUAAUGAAGUGUCGUAAUAAAUACUUUCUCCGUGUU